Messenger RNA from Biomphalaria glabrata, 3666 nucleotides. RefSeq lists its product as uncharacterized. The transcript is spliced from 11 exons. Lineage: Eukaryota; Metazoa; Mollusca; Gastropoda; Planorbidae. Gene Ontology annotation, molecular function: scavenger receptor activity. The coding region runs from base 296 to 1993 and encodes 565 amino acids. The record is from RefSeq and is a predicted model, not a curated record.
UUGAAUGUUGCAUCACAUGACUUCUUGAACUUAGCCAUGCUAUCAAUGAAGCUAUUGUUGCUGUAGGCUAUAAUGUAGGCCUUCCUUGUUAACUGUUUUUUGUAUAAUGAACAAUUUGUCUAUUGACACAUGUACUCAAUUAGUCACUACUAUAAAACAUAUACAUUACACUAAUUAUAAGUAGACCCGGGGUUGAGCUUCCGCGUAACCAUAAUAGAUAUAUCAGUCUGGUUGAAAAGUGAAAAGUGAAAUUUACAUUACUAAUGUUUAUCAAUUGUUUACUAAAUUGAAUUAGAUGGAAAUCAAUUCAUAUUUGUUUGUUUAUUGUUAUAUGUUUAAUAUGAUACCUCGGACCUAUCAGGACUUGGAUAACUCCUGUACAGAAAAUAACCACUGUGUUCUACCAUGCCAUUGCACGACCUCUUGUAACAACGGUCUGUGCUCGGGAUCUGGACAAUGCCAAAGUAGAUGGUUCGGACCUCGGUGUCAAUACAACGAUUUAGCAAAAGCCAAUGACGCCACAGUGGUUCUCCCCCAAAGGAACGCAUCCAUAAACCUGCACGACAACAAUGAUGACACGUGCGAAUACAAUGUCAGCGACGUCACAGUCACGUGGCAAACUAAUUACCCAUUAACAUGGAUACGCCUAAUUACGAACAAACUUGAUUACUUUCCCAAUGUAAGGAUUCGCUACAAGACUAAUGUCUCAGACACAGACUUUACCUCAUGUAAACAACAGAAAUUGCAAUUGGCGACAGACUCUACUUUCGAUGUCUGGUGUCAAGAUAAAGUCAACGUUAUGGCAUUAAAAAUAGAAGGAAAGUUUGCCAGCCUGUGUUCUCUAUACAUAAGUGGAGGUCGCAAUUUUGCAUAUGGACAGAAAGCUGUAUUACUCUCUAAUUAUGAAGAAAAUGAAAAAGUCUACAAUUUGAGUGAGGCAGUGGAUGGAGAUAUCGAUCGUUUCCGAUUCAAAAGAGGAACAAAUCUUUCGAUUACUUUAAGCCAACCAGUUGUGAUGACUAGAGUUUUACUAUAUCACCAUGUAGUACUCUUUAACGAAUGGCCGGGAUUAUUGUCACUAGAACUGUUUAACAAGAGUGACUCUCCAUGGUUUCGUUAUUCUACCCAUACAAUGGAAGAUGGGACUAUAAGAACUUAUGUCAUCUUAACCCCAGCAACUACACAAACGGGGAGAGUUUCUAUCAAGGCUAAUCAUCCUUCAAUCCUAUUUCCAUUGACUGAAGUGGAGGCUUAUGGAGAGUGUCCUCAGGGUUACUGGGGGCUUUUGUGUGUGAAUAAAUGCCCAGAGGUCUGUACUUCAGACUGUCAUGUCGAGAACGGUCAGUGCACAUCAUUUUGCUUUGGUUAUAGUGACCCACCUGAAUGUCUGACAGCAUGUUCCAAUGAUCAAUGGGGUGUCAAUUGUCUACAAACGUGCCCGAAAAAAUGUCUACAUUCUUCUUGUGAUAGUUAUUCUGGACAUUGUGAUCAAGGUUGUCUGGGCCACAGUAACCCACCUGUAUGUGACUUAGAAUGUAUCAAAGGAGCUUAUGGUAAAAACUGUUCUUCAACUUGCUCAUCCAAAUGUAUCAACAGUGAAUGUGAUCACGUGACUGGCUUUUGUUUGAAGUGUCCAGAUGGCUAUAAGGGAAACAACUGUGAGAUAAAAAAAUUCAUUAUGGAAAUGAACAGUUUCGGAAUAGGGUUUGCAGUUUGUUGUGGCAUUGUCGCCCUUGUGGUUUUGGCCCUAACACUUAGUAAAACCGUCCUUGUGCAAUGGAGACCAAGGCCAAAGUUCAUUUCUGUUUACGAUGAAACGAAAAUUCAGGAGGAGAAAUGUCACAGAUAUGAACAAAUUACAAAAACAGUUCAACCAAAUGAGGAAGUGAAUGAUGGUUAUGAGACAAGCGUAUUCACAAUGUCACAACUGAAAGACAACUCUCACGACUUGACUGACUCGCCUUCUGAGUAUGAGUACAUCAACGUUCGAUAACUUUCCGUUUCCCCCAAUUGUUGUCAUAAGUCAAGUCGAAUGUACACGUACGAUUUCAUACGUUGAGGUUGUAUGUUUGGGAGUGGCGAUCUGCGUAUUUAACAACAGAUUGUAUUUUACUUUAGUAGUCAAAUAUUUUAUACUCAUGUACAUUACAGCAAUGAAUGUGAAAUUUUAUUAUAUUCUUGCUAUGGUUAACCUUUUCUAUUUCAAUUUUACCUUAUAGUUAUGGAGUUUUUAUAAAAUAUAGCUGGCUCUAGAUAGUACCACGAAGGUUACCAAUGUUCUAGUAUUCAGAAUAAAUCUACUAUUGAUAAGUUAUAUAUUCUUUUUUUUUAAAGUAUAUGAUGGUUUUUUUUUGUAUUGCAAGCACUGCAGAAUGAAACUUUCCAAACUCAUCUGUUAAUAACACAGAAUAAUAUUACCUUCACUCUAAGACUUAAAACAUUUUUUUUUCAAAUGGGUAUCCAUCUAGCGGUGAUAAAGGAGACUAUACCAAGAUCAACACCCACGGCAAUGAUAUAUUGUCAAAACUAUAGUUCAAUUCUUUAUUAAAAGUUUAAUUCAGCGUCGUCGUGAGUACUGUUACUCUUGUCUUUACCGUGUAACAUACCCUCAUUGAUUGCCCCAGAUACCAGGAUAUUAGGGGGAAAUAUUUUGGAGCACACAACUUAAACACUGUUUGAUAAUGUCGACCCUGGGAAGAUACUAUGCCUUGUCCGGGAAUUGGGGUUGCCUGCGGGGGUCUGAUUUUAAUGGGGCAGAGAAAUUGUGAAUAUAUAAUAAUUACAACAGAUUUUUAUUGAAUCAACACAUUUUUACUAUUUUUACUAUCUUAACUGUAAACGGACCUUUAUUUUAGUGACUUGCCUGUGUGAGAUUUAGCUCCUCAGAUAUGAAGGGAGAAUGACCCUUUAGGGAUUAUGGGUGCGACAUGGCCUAAAAUUGGCCGAUUUGCCAAAACCCCAAAAAUAUCAAAUAUCAAAUUAAAGAAAUAUCGUUUGUGUUAUUCGCAAAAUUGUAUGUAUGACUUUAAAACGAAACAUUUUCGUGUAUAUGAUGUAGAGUAUAAUGGAAGUUUUGAUUAGCUUUAGUUUUUAAAAAUGUAUAGGAUGAUAAGUGUGUACUUUCUAGUACUGCAGAAGACUAAAAAAUUUUAGGCUCCUUCUUUAAAAGUACAAAAUGAUUUCAAAAUAUAGAAAAAAAAUUAAACUUAAGCUCUAUAAAACUAUUUAUCUUUAUAAUAUACUAGCCAUAUAUUACCCGCGGCCCGCUGGUGUUAAUUUGCGUAUCACCGACAUAGUUACUGAUAUAGUGCAUUAAAAACAAUUGAAGAAAAUAAUAAUGUUAUAAGUAAAGCGAAUGCAUGAAUUCAAGUAUAUAAAAAUAUUGGGUAUGGAGCUAAAUAUAGCUAUUCGACUUAGAUAUCUAGAUCCAAUUAUUGAAUGAAAACAUUGGCUUGUGUAUUUAGAAGUGCACGAUAUCAAGAUGUCAUAUAUAUUUUAUAAUUAAAGCGAACGCGUGAAUGUAACUGUUAAAAUAACCUUGUUUGUUUAAUUUUAUGUAGAUAUAUAUCUAGAAUCCUAAAAAAAAAACAACUUGAAUGCCCUAGUAGUCUAGUCAAUAACUAAACACUUUGAGCCUAGGAAAUGGCUUGUGUUGACCUAAGUCUA